Alosa sapidissima (American shad) is the source of this 2458-nucleotide messenger RNA. RefSeq names its product serine and arginine rich splicing factor 5b (gene srsf5b). Gene Ontology annotation, cellular component: nucleus; ribonucleoprotein complex; cytoplasm. The record is from RefSeq and is a predicted model, not a curated record. NCBI's taxonomy places the organism in Eukaryota, Metazoa, Chordata, Actinopteri, Clupeiformes, Clupeidae. The transcript has 8 exons. Gene Ontology annotation, molecular function: mRNA binding. The coding region runs from base 277 to 1206 and encodes 309 amino acids.
UUUAAGUAGUACAUUUACCGUAUUGGAUAACGAUGCCAGUUAUGGUUUUUGACCAGCGCAGAUCUCCGUCACAUCACAGAAGCGUCUUGGGAAAUGCUGAAUAUACUGUCCCUGGAUCUGUGGUAGAAUCGAAUGCCCUUCCAUUGAAUCGUGCUAGACUGUACUAGACGAGCGAAAACAGACUCCAUUUUGUAAUUCGGGCUUUAAGGAAGGCUGCUUAUUUCGGGUAGGUAUUUAGGCCGCGUAUUUCCCCCAUCAAAAUUAACAUUAACGUUAAUGGCUGGAGAGGGGCACUCACCAAGGACUGCUGAGAAAAUGAACGGGUGUCGCAUCUUUAUUGGACGCCUGAAUCCCUCUGCCAGGGAAAAAGAUGUCGAACGCUUCUUCAAAGGAUAUGGCAGAAUCCGUGACAUUGAUCUGAAACGUGGAUUCGGUUUUGUGGAGUUUGAUGACCCAAGAGAUGCUGAAGAUGCUGUUUAUGAACUUGAUGGCAAAGAACUAUGUAAUGAAAGGGUGACUAUUGAGCAUGCUCGUGUGCGCCUGCGAGGGGGGCGAGGAAGAGGUGGCGGUGGUGCCAGUGGUGGUGGUGGUGGCCGCUUCCCAGCCCGCUACGGCCGAGGCUCCCAGGACAGUCGUAGUCGGAACCCCCCUCCUAUGCGCACCGAGAACCGGCUCAUUGUGGAGAACCUGUCUUCAAGAGUCAGUUGGCAGGAUUUGAAGGACUUCAUGAGGCAAGCUGGAGAAGUGACAUUUGCUGAUGCCCACCGGCCCAAACUCAACGAAGGCGUUGUUGAGUUUGCCUCUUCCAGUGAUCUGAAGAAUGCCCUGGACAAAUUGUCUGGGAAAGAGAUCAAUGGGAGGAAAAUCCGUCUCAUUGAGGCCAACAAAAAGAGGUCCAGGUCUCGUUCUCGUUCCGAGAGCUCUUCGCGCUCUCGUUCCCGCGGACGCUCCCCGUCCCGCUCUCGUUCCCGCUCCCGCAGCAGGAAGUCCUACCGCUCGCGCUCCAGGAGCCGCUCACGCUCGGCCAGCGCCUCCCCGGCCCGGCCCAAGGAGUCCAAGCGUCCGGCGCGGGCCGAGUCCGGCUCCCCGCCGACCCCCGCCGUGCCGCGCGCGCCCGUCUCCCCGGCCCGUUCCCCCUCUCGUUCUCGCUCCCGCUCCCGCUCGCACUCCCGUUCCCUCUCCCCGUCCUCCGACAGUCGCCACUGAGGACCACCCCCACGCAUACACUCACACACACACACACACAGACACACGUGUGCGCUCAAACACACACUCUCUCUCACACACACACACACACACACACACACUUGAUAUCAGCCAAACUGGCUCCUCCAGCUGGGUGUUUUCUCAUGAACAGCCAUUUGCUCGUGCCCCCCCCCCCCCCCCAUAUAUCAGUAAUUUUCCAGUGGUCAGGUGGAACCAUGUUUGGAUAUGUGUACGUUUCCUUUAACUGCAAAAAAAAAAAAACCCACAACCACUCAGAGACAGGUAGUCUUUUACUUUGCCCAAUCUUUUUUGUUUUUAAAUAAGUGCACACCCCAGGGAUUUCAUUUUUACACUAACGAAGCAACGUGACUGUGAAAUUGUUUGGAGGCUCAUUCAGAGGUAAACGACUACCAUUGGUGUGAUAACUGUUCUCCACCAGAGUUCUCCAGUCUCGUGGACUCCUCAUACUGUAGGCAUUGGCACAAAAGUGAACUUCGAUCUACGAAAGGUUCAGUUGUUCUGAUUUGGGUCUUAUGUGGUGAGUAUGGUACUUUUUUUUUUUUUUUGCCCUCAUUUUUACUUUUCUUUAAAAACAUUUUUAUUUGUAAUGAUUGAUGGAAUAUAGGAGAAUAAUUUCAACUGGUGUUAAAGUGUUGUGUAUGGAACAACUACAAAGUAUUGUUUGAUUUUUAUACGUCUGUGUGGAAAAUGUAUUCAGUCCGACAUGAUUUGCGAUUUGUCCUCUUAAAAGCGUAUAAUGGAGUCACUUACUACUUUCUAAAUUUGCUUGAAUUAAUUUGCUGAUUUUGUUUUUUUGUUUUUUAAUAAAAGAGUGGUUUGCUGGUGUUCAUUCCCAUAGAGUAUACAUGGUGGCUCAUAUAGUCUUUGGGUAAUGUCUUUGUGCGGAGUGGGUGCUGGUCGAAUGCGGGGUCAGCAGGUUCGCCGCCAGGGUCUUUCCUCAGUCAUAGCGUGAGGAUGCCCACGCACAGAGCCUAAAGGGCCUUGGCUUUUCAUUGGCCGCUGCUGGUCUCCUUGGUUCCUAGCGGUGACAGGACGGCUACAGAACAUCAGACUUUGUUGGUGUGUUCGUUUGUUUGUUUGUUUCUUGUUGUUUGCUCUGCCAUCCUCUGUUCAUCCGGCCAGCCUCACUCAGGUUUGGGAUGUUUAGUUCAGUUUAUUAACUGAGCUGAUAUUGUACAUAAUUUUCUGUAUCUCUGGUAUUUCACAAUAAAAUAAAAGACUUCAGUUAUGA